Xyrichtys novacula (pearly razorfish) is the source of this 9390-nucleotide messenger RNA. The record is from the annotation of a GenBank genome assembly. NCBI's taxonomy places the organism in Eukaryota, Metazoa, Chordata, Actinopteri, Labriformes, Labridae.
UUGGGGCAUUUUAGUCUGCGAAUGGACCUUGAGGAGCAUUGCUGUAUGAACUGUUGUCAUCUGUACUGACUGUUAUUAUUUGUAACUUUUCACCGCGCUUUUUUCUGUGGUUGUGCGGCAGCAGGUUUGCAGAAAACUGCAGUUCCCUCUCACAUCACUUGCAAGGUACAGGUUGGAUUAAUGACACGGUGCUGCGAGGACACAAACAUCCUCUGAUCCGUUAUUUGGGGCCCGGACUGCAGCAAUAAAUAUGGACUUUACACGGACAUCUAUACUGAAGUUAAUGGAUCGUCAGUCUGUGCCAGAGGGCGAUUAAUCUGACGCGUGCGCCGCAUCCUCACCAGGCUAUGAUUUUAUUUUGGAUUGUCUGACAUGGAAAGGAUACUGUUCAUCCUCGCGAGAGUUAUGAUUUUUGAAAUAUUGGCAGUGAUUCUGUUUCAAGGUAAGUUUGAUGCAAGUUGCAAACGUCUGUUUUACGCACUGGAAUAUAUUGAUAUCUCAGUCAUUUGGUCAUUUUUGUAAAGUACCUUACUUAUAACAUUUUUCUUGUGCAAUACAAGGUGUGUUGACAUACGAGAUCAACCCCAGUCGUCCUCGGGACUUUGACAAGGUGUCCGGCUCUGGAGGACCAGAAGGUUCACAUCUGGCUGAGGCAACAGAAGCAAAAUCAAGACCAAAGCGCUGCACUUGUUAUUCCUACAAGGAUAAAGAGUGCGUCUACUACUGCCACCUGGACAUCAUUUGGAUCAACACUCCCGAGUAAGACAUGUUUUUUUGUUUUUGUUUUUUUUGUUUUGUUUUUGCAAAGGACACAUUUUAUUGUCUCUAAAUUCUGUGUGGCAAAUCCUUAGGGACAUAGUCUACAACUGCACACACAUCUACAAAUGCACAUCUGCGCAUCUUCUAUCAGUGUUAACAAUUAGAAGGAUGCUUAUUAUGACUUUGAAAAAAGCAACACACAAGCCCUUAGGUGCUUUUUGUAACUAAAAUCGGGGCCGUGCACUAACACAGUACAAUGCAACAAGGCCCGCCCGAUGUGCACCCCCGAGGCGCCAGGCGCUAGACGCAGUCACGGUUCAAGUGAGGGCAAGCCCUCACUUAACUAAAACAAACCCAGUGCAAGGUCAAAUAUUGACAUCAGUGAGGUGGAGACUGUUACUGCAAAAGUUAACUUGUUCUGUUUUUCUUCUAUUUACUUCUUGUUUCUUAACAUCUUAUCUGUGGUUUAACAUCUGUGCCACAAUCUGCAAUGCUGUGUUCAUGUUCAAGUGGGCAUGAACACAGAAUAUUAGAAUCUUAUAUGAUAUUUCUGUGUCUCCGGAGUCAGCAGGGAUUAUGUGACCCUUUUGAGUGGCAGCUUUAUGCCUCACUUCAAUUGUUUGCACCACCAUAAAAAGAUAUUCCGUGAAUUUAAAUGCUUUCUCUGCAUGUUCAAAUCAACCCUUUCCAUCCCUGACAUUGUUGGCCUGACAUAAAAAAAAAUCACCAGUCAGGCUUUGCUGAUGUUGUUGCUAAAAUAUGAAGAUAUGAAGCUACUGUGUAACUCAGUCAUGAGCUCACAAACGAUGAAGGAUCCCCAGCUUAAGAUCUUUGUGUGGUUGUGAAGCUGAAUGGACAGAGAUUAAAGAGAGUCUGUCAUGAAAAGCUAACAACAUGCCGAGACUGGCAACAUAGACGGUCUCUUCAUUUACUUUAUGGUGGAUUAUACCAAAGUUAAGUGCUCCUGUCAUACCCAAUUGAACUUGAUAUGUUAUAAAGGAGUUUCCUGAGAAUCAAGCUUGUAACACAACUGGUUCUUUGGUUUUAUUGUGUCGAUUUGACUCGUUCGUAUAGCUUUUAGUCUGCUGUAAAACUAAACCCAGAUGUUUCAGUUAACAGGCACUGAGGGUGACCCACAGCUGAUAUCUUCUAACUUUCUCAAUCCACCAUCUUUUAUUUUUGCCGCCCCUCAAACAGAAACAUUUAAAAAAAAGAGUCUUCACUGUACUCUGUUGUAUUAUGUUAACAGAGACAAUUUUAUCCACCAUGACUAACCGCUUGGAAAUGCUAAAGGAAAAUACUCCCUCUUUACUGUCAGAAACAUAGAGAGGAACAAGAUUCAUUGGUCUUUAACUAUCUGCUGCGGCAGGAUGAGCAGAGAUAGAGGCAGGUAUAACUGCCUCAGGAGGUGGAAAAACACUGAUGUGAGGCAUAAUGAAAACAUUUGAUAGAGGCAAUCUUGGAAACCAUCAGCUUUGAUAUGACAGUAGUAUAUGUUUCUGGGAGGGGUAAGCAGUUUUUUAAGGCCCCCUUUGCAACUUGCAGCUAAGGAUACACACUUCUGGCCAGGACUUCCUUUCCCAUGAAUUGCUAAUAUUUACUGACCAUUAACUGGAGGAGAAAAAAUAGAGUUGGUGUUGGAGUUGGGACAGAAGACUGGCAGUUUGAUCCAAGCUCCCACAGUCUACAUGCUGAGGUGUCCUUGGGCAAGACAGUGCUCCUGUUGGCAAAGCAAAUGGUGUGUGAUUGUGUAUAUAUGGGAGUAGUUAAUACUGGUCACCUAAUACUGCAUUUUCUUACAUCGGUUCAUAAAUGUGGUACAAAUAAGUGAAUGUGGCAAAGUGAAAUUAAAGAAGUAUGAGCACUUUGAGUGGUCAGAAAGACCAGAAAAGUCACACAAGUCAUAUUACAACCUGUUAAAAAUUAAGCCAAUGUGAUGAAGCAAAAACCUGAAGCUCCUUUGACCGUCCACUUAUAGCUAACUGCAAAAAGCUGAGUACUCUGUUAGGCCUCAUGUUAAAGUAGAAUGACCAGUUCUAAAUCAGAAUUAUUAAUGUUUACAGCCUUCUUUAGGUGUAUGCAUUUGUAUGUUGCUCAGUUACUUAAUUUUACACACUGUAUGUUGUCAAUUUGUCACGAGGCAUUCAUAUUUAAUUUAGACCAAGACUUAUGCAAAUAUGUUUACAUAGUACUGCGCACAACUAGAAAGAUGUAACUGUUUGCUAGGAUGUUAAACUGUAAGUUUAUCACAAAGAAUGUGGCAACAGAGGCAUGUUGUUGUUCUUCUUGACAGCCUGUUGUGCAUAUCUUUUUAUAACUACUGACUAUUGUGAUGCCCUUGUGUUGUGCUGUGUUGCUGAUGUCCUUAAAAGGGAUUUUAAUCUCAGGGGGACUUCUGGGUAACAUAGAAGUUCAAUUUAAAUAAAUUAAUAAACUAAUUAAAUCCUUGUUUGUUUUUUUUUUGUUUGUUUUUUUUUUACCUGUGUUAGGUUUUACAUUACUAGUCACAUUUAACCAUUCACUCUGCCUUCAUAUACUGAUUGCAGAAGGUGUUACAUAAAGCCCCCAUCAGCAUUUUCUAAUCCCAUUCACACCCUGCUGGCACAGCCACUGGGGCCAGUUUUGGAUUAAGUGUCUCGGACAAAAACACUUGGGGCCUGGGGGUCGAACCUCCAACCCUCUCAAUAUAAGAUAUACAAUUCUACCACAGUGUGCACAAAUAUCAAACAGUUGCAGCCUCUAUGUUGACAGUUUUAUCUUUAGGGCAACAGCUCUGCCUGUAGAGCUAAUCUGACACACAUAUCUGUUCAAGGAUAUUAAUCAUAGCUAAAUUGUCAGUGUGUGGUUAACAGUUGGUAUGGUUGACCUGAUUAAAAUCAUUCUGAUUAGAGAGUCAAACCCGCACUGAACGUUAAAUAAAGUGAUCUGAUGAAGAAAAGGGUGGACCUGCAUCAAACAUUCAUCUCGAUUAAACCACUAUGACUGUGCAGAGUUAUCCCUCCACUUAAAUGUGUCAAAGACAGUAGUCAGUCAUUCCUUCUGCCUGUUCUUGUUGUUAACAAAAGCCACUGUCACUUCAUCAUUCUAUCUGUUACAAAUUGUGAAUAAAAAUACAGCUGUCACUGCACGCCUCCACACUUUUGCCCUGCCGUAUUUCUCACAUUAUGGGGCAGACCUAUGCAGAAAGAACAACUUUAACUCUAACCAGGAAGAAAUGGAAGACGUGUUCACAUAAACACUGACCUGAAUUGCAGUCAGCACAAACUUCCCUUUUAAUAGCAAUUAAAUUUCUCAUCAAACUGAAAUGUUUACAUGAAGCAUCUUCAUUCUGAUCAGGCUAUUAUUCUAAUUAUCGGCAGUCCAUGUUUGUGUAAUUGAAGGCCUGUGUCUUUGCAUAGUUGGUGAUUGCUGAAUGAUAGUGGAUGAUAUUACACACCUUUAAAGAACACUUCUAUCAGUCUUGCAGCCACAGAUUUUUUUUCAAUGCAGAAUCUGUGAAUAGACUAGUGUGAAGGUGAGUGGUAGAGUGGUUGCGUGACCUCCAUCCCAGUUAUGCUCUGAUCACCUAAAGCCUGAGGCCACUUGUGGCCAGAGGAUUGCCAUCUGCUUCCUUGAGUUAUGUUUGCUUUGCUUAAGAUGAUGGCCCACGACAAGCAAACACUACCGUUCAUCAUAAUUACAGAGAAAAGUAGCUGUUUUUCAUAAAUUGUGCCUACACAAUGUCUUUUGAACCUGUGGGUUUGCAUACCGCAUGAUUGUAGUGAUGCCUCAAAAUAUAUAUCUUCUAACACCUCCUUGUUUUCUUGUUUCUGUUUUGCCACUACCAAUAACCACAUAUUAAGCUCCUUGGCAAGAUAGUAGGAAAGCAUUCUUCUUCUUCUGUCUUCUGGUUCCAAAACUGCUUUGGGCUGUUUCAGAUAAACAGAGCACUUGAGCAAGUUGGGACAAAUAGACAUAGUUUAAAGAUUGACUGUUAAAUUUACUUGUAUCACAACAUUAAUAUGAAAGCUUUUCUGCUAUAUGAUGGGAGAUAAAUCCCAGAACGAGCACAACAUUUCUUGUGCUUCAGUUUCAUAAAUGAUCAGUAUGGGAAGUACUCAAAAGGCCACAACUUGGUCCUAUAGCUUCUCAUUAUUGGGAAAAAUUUGCGGUUGAACAACAGGUAUCAUAUUUCCAAGAGUCAGUGUUUGUUGUUUGGCAUUUUAACUUCUCCCUUACCUUUCAAUUGUCCUCAAAGUGCUGUUUUCCUCUAAGAUUAUUAUUUUACCGGUGAUUAAAGCUCCGGGCUGAUGGCAGCAUUUUUGGACCUCUGCAUCAUACAUGAAGACAGUUAUCUGACUAAUAGCAGCUACUUAAGAUUGAACUGGUAUGAAGCUGACAGAUGUCUUUUCAUAGUCCUGAAGUUGACCAGGAGACAAGCUGCAAAACAAAGAAAACACAGCUAAGGAAGGAGGGAUGUCAGCAACACUAUAUCAGAAAUAGUUAGAAACAGAUGAUGGAAAAGGAGAGACACCAAAGAGAAGUUAAGAGGUGCCAACCUGACACUUAUAUGCACAGACAGUGGUGUCCAGAUGGCAGGAGUGUAGUUUGAGCAGUGAAGUGUACAGUGAUGGAUCAUUUGAGAUCAUGCCUGAGAUUAAUGGAGUUCAUGAACUUGAUUCAAUUGUCAUGAGCUUUUAUGGCCACCACCUGUUCUGCUUUUGCCGAAAGAAAAAAAAUAUAUAAAAAGGAAAGGAUGCCAAACACCGAAAACUUAGCUUUUCCAAGACUUCACCUUGAUCUCUCCAUUGGCUGCAGCUGCUAUUUUACGGAAAUGUUAUUUUCAGUUGAAGUUUAAGAUAGAGACCUUCGACACUGAUUGCAAUGGAUGAAUCACUUCUCUGUUAGAUGUAUGCAUUUUACAAAAAUCUAUGCUGCCUUAAUCUGUGAUCUAAUUCGGAUUGAGGGGUUGAGUUAAAGUAUUUCAAAGUUUUGUCCGUCUUUAAGUCUGUAAUCGUUUCAAAGUCUGAUUCUUGCUGUUAUGGUUUCCUCUUAAAAAUAUAAUUAAUCUCUCAUUGUUACUAAUACUAAUAGCCUAUUUCUGAUUGUUUAACCUUCUCAGGCGCACAGUGCCAUAUGGGAUGUCGAGCUACAGGGGACCACAGCGAAUUAGACGUGAUGUUGGCCCACAAGCAUCUGAAACCAAGGGGGCUCAGCGCUGCACCUGUGCCACACCUGACUUGGACUCUGAGUGCAAAAAAUUUUGUCUGUCAAGGUCAGUCUGAUGCUCUUUGUUUAAAACUAUAUUAACAUCUACACAACGAGAAAAAGGUGUUCAAGAAAAAAAAACAAAAUUAAAAAACUAAUCACGAUUGUUGAUAUUUUGGGGAAAAACAAGAGGUGUAGAAGGAAUAAAUUUGUAUAUAUGUAAUGUUUGAUAUAUCAUAAAUAUAUAUAUUUGAUAUAUAUGAUAUAUCAUAUAUGAUAUAUGUUUUCUAGGAACACAGAAUAAGAUCGCUAACACUACAUUUACUUUUAACUUCUUUACAUGCCAUAAAAAUCUAUUAUUUUGAAAGUAUUCAUAAGCAAUCUGAGUAAGAUUUUAAGAGUUAACUGAAAGGCCACCUCUCACAAAUCUAUUUUCAAGCAACAGUAAUUAAAUGUAGUGUAACUGAAACACAACAAUCAAGUACAUUUUGCUGAGAGACAUAGUUGGACUUUCAACAUAAGGAAAAAUGAGAAACUUUGAACAUUUCAACAUCUUUCUGUUUCUCAAUAACAUGAAAAUCAUUUUAUCUUCUUAUUUCUUGUAUCCGGAAGGGAAAACAUAAGUGGAUGUCUGAUUUAGAAAGGUUAUAUCAUCCUGAGAAUAUCAGUUUUUCAAGUAUUAAGUAUUCAGAUAUAACAAGUGUACACAAAAUAAUUACACUAUUCUGAAUUUCACACAUGAAAACAGCAGUGGUAGUAACAGUUAAUCUCUAUUUUCAAGAGGAAUGGACUGAUCAGUGCAGAAAUUUAGAUUAUUGCUGUUGCUUGUUGUUCAAUCUUCUUUUCAGCCAACAGGUUUAAGUCCCUAGAUAACAAAGGCUAGUAAUGAGAUACCAGAAAAAAUGCAAAACUUAUAAUUAAUAGGAAGGUAUUACCCACUGAAUCGGUGAAGCCAUAUAGUAGCAAUACUUAAGUAUUUCUUAUCGUCAUAAUUAAUCUAAAUUUUAACUUCUUAAUUUUCACAGCAAUAGAUACUCAGCUACUCAGAACAAUCAGCACACAGUGUUCAUGUUUUACAGAUCAGGGUCAUUAUGGGUUGUUCACAUGCUGAUGGAUCACGCUCAGGUUCCCAUAAGGAAAAUUGGUUUUAGAAAAGUGAUGCCAUAAUGAUGCAAUCAGGGCUAUCACUCUUUUGGCUUAGAUAAACAGAGGCAGAAUAAUCCACAGUUUUCAGAGCCUGGAUCACACAGAUAUACAGUCUACUGCUACUGCUUGCCCAAUGAUUAAAGCACCAUACAGGGGUUUUAGUUCUCAUCACAAUGGCCUCUGUUUCAACUCCCGACCAUUUGCUAUAUAUGUUCUCCCACUCUCUACCCCACAUUUCCUUUCUUUUGCCAAGUUCUUUGGCCAUCAAAUCAAGGCAAAAUAAUAAAAUAAUAAUAAUGUGAAAUAAAAUGUCUAAAUUUUUUGAUAUUUUUCAUCCAUUUUUAGAGUUUCUUCAGUCUUUAUUACAUUCGUCAUGUAUCCUUUUUCUAAAGGCCUGUGUCCACUGGAGGUGUUAUUUGAGCUGACAGCACCAACAUCACUUUCAGACUGCUUUAUGUUCACCCUUGCUGUUGCUUAGUUACAAAUAAUGUCUCACAGUUCUUCUGCUUGCCUUUGUAGUGACUGUUUAGUCUGUUUUAAACCGCUCCGGUAUUUUAAUUUGCUUUUAAUCAAAGAAAACAUGAAAAGUAUGGAAAAGAAUCCCAUCCUGACAUUAGCAGUAGCUCUAGAGCAGAUAUUUUUAACCUCAACAAAGUGUUGUCAGCUGCAGGUGAUAAAUUGUGCAUAGUUAAUUUAUAGCUUUUCAAGCGAGUGCACCUUGGCAGCAGGAAUAAAAACAGCUGACCAAUGAGGAUACAAAAAAUGCUCUGUUUUACUGUUUUUGUGUAGAAAGUAAGCACUUCCUUUGAUUAAACCUUUGUUAAUGGGCACAGGCCCUAACAUUGCUUGUUAACUGUGUCAUAUUUCUCCUCACAGCCCCCUUCGGAAAGUGCCAAUCAGGAGUCUCCACAGAGUCCCUGGCCCGGGAUGACAGCUUGACUCCUCUCCGUCUUUCGCUGUUUUCCUUGCGGGAAUGGAUCCUUCCCUUCUCUUUGGGCCCUUCAUUUUCUGUUUGGCACCCUCACCUCCACAGGCACACUCACAUUUAAGGGAAGAGCUAAAGAGUCUGACACUGCCGGCAUUCCUCUGCAUCAUAACUCUUGGAGCAAGUUCCAUCAGGCCGAGUGAUUUCAAGAACUCCUCUGCAAAUUCGAUGCAGAUCCCUGGGGGCCAUCCACUCCCCACUGAGAGCAGCGGGAGGAUUACUUCAGCCAUAAAAUCAGUAGCCGAUGACCUUGCUUAUGUCAAGCCUGAUCAGACAAACCCUGUAUCCCCAGCUGGCAACAGAUGGUUGUGGACUACAUUUGACUUUCCAUUUCGAAACAAUGAGAUGGUCUAUCCAGGACAUCGAAGACAUUUGAAAAGUUGAAACCAAAAGCUAUUAUUACCAAGGCUGAUGACGAUUGUGGUUACAUUGACUUUAUAAGUAGUAAAACAUGCCUGUAAAAGAGGGAAAAGCUUUUAACCACUGGUGGAAUAUUAUUAAGCUUUGUUUAUGAGACAAUUUACAGUUUGUCUAGAAAGCAUUUAUAGCCUGACAGUUUGCAUAUUGUGUUCAGCCGACUUCUGUCAUCUGUGCUUCUUGUAACCUGACAAUCACUUAAACUUUACCUCACCACCUCAGGCUCAAAUCUGCUAGAAAAUGAAUAACACCCUUAACAUGGUUGAUUUAUUUUGUGUCAUUUAAAACUGUCAAAAAGUUAGAUUGUACUGUAAACUAUAUAUGUGUGGUGUGUGUGUAUGUGUGUGUGAGAGACUAUAUAGAUGAAUGGAUGUUUGGCUGAGACCCACGAAAAAGAUGGGAACGUGGAGAGUAUUCAGACAGUGUUGGUUUUGGUCUUUUUAUUGGAAACUUUCACCACAACAUAAAAGAGAAUAACAUAAUAUUGUCUCAUUGUCAGUGGCAUGACAAAGUGUUUCAUUUUUCAUACUGAAGGCAUGUUCCCUGAGGCCGAAAAAGAGCAGCAGCAGCAGCGUGUGUCAUAUCCCACAAAGCUCUGCUAGGUAUAGGGGUAAAUUUUGAAAGUACAUGCAAUAAUUCAGAACUCUUGAGUGAUUGUGUUACCUGUUUCUGGGUGGUUUGUGCAUUCCCAAUGACCAGUAUUGUGUUCUUCAAGUUUAUUUAGGCCUCCACUCCUCUGUCUCCCUGUCCGUCUUUACAAUAGCUUUCUGACUUUCGACUGCUGCCUAACAAACAAUACUGACUUAUUUAUCAUAUAAAAAUGUUGACAUCUUAUAUAUUUGUCUAAUAGAGAGGGUUCACCUGUCUCAAUAAACAUUUAAGAUCUAAAAAGGAUA